GCUCACCACCAGUGCAUAACUUUUUGGAUUCAAGAACAGAUUUCAUUCAACAUUCUGGAUGGCACAGAAGGUGAAAGAUUGGAAUUCAUGAUGGGGCAAGAGAAUCACAGUUUCACCAGUGAUUUCAUUCUCCUAGGACUCUUUUCUUCUUCCCAAUCAAGUCUAGUUUUCUGCUCUCUUAUAGUCAUUAUUUUUAUUAUGACUAUUACGGAAAACACAAUCAUGAUCCUCCUUAUCCUCAGGGACUCAAGACUCCACACUCCAAUGUAUUUCCUGCUCAGCCAUCUGUCUUUCAUGGACAUCUUGCAUAUUUCUAACAUUGUUCCCAAAAUGGUUGCUGACUUCCUGUCAGGCAGCAGAACUAUUUCAUUUGCAGGUUGUGGCUUCCAGGUAUUUCUGUCCCUCACCCUCCUAGGUGGUGAGUGUCUUCUCCUGGCAGCAAUGUCUUAUGACCGCUAUGUAGCCAUCUGCCAUCCACUACGCUAUCCCAUUCUUAUGAAUGACUAUGUCCUCAUUCUCAUGGCUGGAGGGUCCUGGCUGGUUGGGACUGUCAACUCCAUAGCCCACACAGCUUAUGCCCUCCACUUUCCCUUCUGUGGCUCAAGAGCUAUUGAUCACUUUUUCUGUGAGGUCCCUGCCAUGUUGAAGUUGUCCUGUGUGGACACAACCCUGUAUGAACAAGGAGUUUAUGUAAGUGGCUUAAUUUUUCUCCUCGUCCCUUUCUCCCUAAUCUUUGCUUCUUAUGUCCAAAUCCUCCUCAGUGUUCUUCAAAUGAAAUCAUCAGAAGCACGGAAAAAGUCAUUUUCUACCUGUUCUUUCCACAUGAUUGUGGUCACAAUGUACUAUGGGCCAUUUAUUUUCACAUACAUGAGACCCAAAUCAUACCACACUCCAGGCCAGGACAAGUAUUUGGCAAUAUUCUACACCAUCCUCACACCCACACUGAACCCUAUCAUCUACAGCUUUAGGAAUAAAGACGUUCUGGAGGCAAUGAAAAAUAUGCUCAAAGGUAACUUUCUCCAUUAA
This is a messenger RNA of Mustela lutreola (European mink), 1026 nucleotides long. RefSeq names its product olfactory receptor 2AJ1-like. Lineage: Eukaryota; Metazoa; Chordata; Mammalia; Carnivora; Mustelidae. Gene Ontology annotation, molecular function: olfactory receptor activity; G protein-coupled receptor activity. The coding region runs from base 88 to 1026 and encodes 312 amino acids. Gene Ontology annotation, biological process: G protein-coupled receptor signaling pathway. The transcript is spliced from 2 exons. The record is from RefSeq and is a predicted model, not a curated record. Gene Ontology annotation, cellular component: membrane.